AUGGAUCGAGUUCGUCGUUUAUUUGCUAAAACAAAUACAUAUCAUCGAUUAUCUGAAAUACCUUCAUUAACAACAUUUGGUAAUUUCACCAGUACAAAUAAUAUGCUUACACCCAAUCAAGAUCAUCCGAAAAAAAGUAGUGUUUUUGAAAAACUUGGACAAAAAAUAACUACUAUUAAAGAAGAUAUUGCUGAUAAUAUUGAACGUCGUAAACAAUCACAUAGUAAUGCUAAUAAUAAUCAAAUACAUUUUAUUACACGUCCAAAUCAAUCAGAAGAAUCAUUAAUUAUUGAAAAAAAAUCUUCAACACCAAUUGAAAUUCGUCAAAGACAUGCUUCUGGUGAUGAUGGUUCGAUUACAGAACGUUCGAAUUCAGCAUCUCAAUUAGCAACAGCCGUUACAAAAAAAACAACAAAUGAAACAUCAACUGUUUCAACAACAGAAACAGUUCUUAGUAAUUCAUUUCAAGAUAUAUUUUCAACAGAAAACAGUGAACGAGCAAAAGAUAUGAUUAUAAAUAAUAUACGUCAAGGAUUGAAUCGUAGUUGUAGUGGAGCACUAAGCGAAAGUGGUUCAGAUGAUUAUGUUACCAAAAAAACUGAUACAAUUGAAACAACAAUUAAAUCAAAUAUUGUAAACAAUGAUAAAAAUAAACAAAAUAUAACUAUGUUAUUAGCUGGACCAAAAUUUCGUCAACAUACUAUUGAAUCAGAAUCGAAUUUCAAACGUGAUACAAUUUAUCCAACAUCAUUUAUUGUUGGUAUUAUUUCAAUAAUAAUAAUAUUAUGGAAACCAUUAUCACCACUUCUUAGUGGUUUUAUCCUUGGUUUUUUGUGUGCUUCAUCUAUUGCUUAUAUUAUUAUACGAAUGUAUCUUAAUAUCAAAGCUAAUGAAUUAAAUGCACAUGAAUGGAUAGAUUUUCCAGAAUUAGAAACAAUACUUCAAGAUAAAAUCAUUAAAGUAGAGAAAUAUAAAAGUGUACCUAUAUGUUGCGAAGUUGCUUUUGGACAAUAUGAUCCUGAUCAAGAUGAACAAUUUAUACGAUAUCCAAUUGUGAUGCUUCUUGAUGAUGAUCAUCUUAUUAUUCAAUUACCAACAAAAACUAAAUCAGAAGAAAAAAAAGAUAAAGAAAUUAGAUUUGUUGGUCAUCGAGAAUAUUUAAUUAAAGAUGCCAAAUUGAUACUUGUUCCCGAAGCAACAUUAUCUCGUGUAAAAUAUUGGGUAAAUGAGUAUCCCAUUGUAAUAAAAAAUGCAGAAAUAUUAAAUAAAGAAAUAACUAAUAAACAAAAUUAUGAAAAAUCAAAAUCUGUUGCCGAAGAAUUUUUUAAUAAUUCUCAAACAACAUUAAGUAUUUUCUUUGAAACUUGUCCUGAUAAAGAAGAUUGGUUUUAUAAAUUAUUAUUUGCUUCACGUAAAAGUAAAGAAGAAUCUGAAAGUUCUAAUCGUUCAUUAAUAAAUAUAUCAUUAGUUCCACAAAUUUCUUCAUCGUCAUCUUCACCAUCAAUUGAUUCGAUUACUCCGAGUAAUUCUGAUACACAUAUUUCAACAUUAGGUUCUCGUACUACUUCAAAACAACCUAAUACAAUUAAUAUUGAUAGUCCUACACGAAAGAAAUCCUUUGAUACAAUUGGAUCACCAUAUUUUGAUACAGCAUCACCAGAAAAAAGUCAAACAGAAAUACUUCGAAGUCAAAUAAAUGAAAUUGAUAUUGUUAGUGAUAUGGCACAAGCUCGUAUUGGUGCUCAAGAAUUACGUGCAGAUAUAUUAGAAAAAGAUAAAAAACAAAAUGAUAAAGAUUCAGAUAAAGAUUCUUUUGGUUCACAACGUACAGGAUCAAUAAAAAAAAAAUUUCGUAAACAACAAGAAAAUCUUGAUCGUGUACUUAGUUCAUCUGAUUGUCUUAAUGAAGCAGCUAUAACAUUAAAUUUUCUUGUACGUCGACUUUUUUGUGAUGUUUUUCAAGAACCAUUAUUUAAAGAUUUAUUAAAAGAAAAACUUGAGCUUAAAUUAAAAGAACUUGCUGUAAGUGUACUUGAAGAUUUACAUGUUGAAACAAUUGAUAUGGGAAAUACAUAUCCUGUUAUUCUUAAAGUUGAACCAAUGCAAUGGAAUAAUAAAGGACUUUGGCUUAAUUUAUUUCUUUUUUAUCGAGGCAGUUUCAAAAUUACAAUCCGAACUCGUAUAGUUCUUCAAAGAUUGCUUAAUACAAAUGUAACUAGUGAUCCAUCAAUGCAUUAUCAACAUCGUUCAGGCCAAAUUGUAUAUAAAGAUGAUGAACGUACAGACAAUGAUGAGAAUACUGUUCAACGACAAAAAUUCUUAGCUAAAGAUCCUGAAAUACCUGAAAAUGCGGCUGCACGAAAAUUAGGUAUAAUAUUAACAAAAGUAGCUGGAAAUAAACAUUUUCAACGGUUUGCUGCUUUGAAACCUGUUGCUGGUGUUAUAGAAAAAUUAUCGAAUGCUGAUGUUGGUGCAAAUAUUGAAUUAAUGAAUUUUAAUGGCAUUAUGACAAUUAACAUUCCACCACCACCAAGUGAUCGUAUAUGGAUUGGUUUUUCUGAAAUGCCUGAUUUAAAUCUUAAAGUAACUCCGGUAUUUGGUGAAAGUAAAUACUCAUAUACAUUAAUUCAUGACUUUCUUGAAUCACAAAUUCGAGAUGAAAUCAAACGUCUUCUUGUUCUUCCAGCAAUGGAUGAUCAAUUAUUACCAUUUUUUCGUGAUUGGGUUAUUGAUAUGAUGAGUGAAAUUGCUACAAAAUCAUUGAAUAAAAAUCUUAAUCAAGCUGAGGGUGUAGAGUCUUAA
Rotaria sp. Silwood2 is the source of this 2802-nucleotide messenger RNA. The record is from the annotation of a GenBank genome assembly. NCBI's taxonomy places the organism in Eukaryota, Metazoa, Rotifera, Eurotatoria, Philodinida, Philodinidae.